AUGAAUAACAGCGAUGAAUAUAGAGGAACAGGAUCGCUUAAUCGGCGGCAGAGACUUAUGAAUAUCAUGAAGACUACGCGAGACGCGUACAUCCCGGCAUUUACAACAACUCUUUCACAGUUCAGAUCAGAAGCCAGUAGCACCAUAAAGGGUUACUAUGACAGUGCGAACCACACUGGAGCAACUCAGGGCGUGCGCACCUGGCCGGUCGAUAUGAAAACACUGAUUUACCCAUCGUACACGCGCAUGGUGGACCAGAGGUAUUUCGAGACACAUAUUAGGGGUCUCGUUUUCUCACCGGGGACUAUGAACCGUAAGUCGAGACUCAUCUUAUCUCUGUGCCGGCAAUUAGUUCGCCCUUCUUCGCCUAGCGAGAGAGCGGCUUUAGAAGAGCAGCUGGAAGCACCACUGAAUGAUUCGCAGUCAAUCUCAGAUAGCGCAUCUACACAUUCAUCGCUUAGCCUAGAUAACAGCGAUGAUGAUACCCUCCGUUCCAGAAUUUCUGGAUUUUUGCAUAAGCACAUCAUGGGAGUGACACUGACUAUAGACAUAUCAGACGGGUCUUCCUUGAAAGAAAGAACAUCUGUUGUUACAGACAAUUAUGGGAACUACGAUGUAAAAGUUGCAACUCAAUUCCAACCCCAAAACAUAACCAUUAAUAUCGAUACCAAAGAUGGCUGCACCGUCAACUGUCCUAUCAACAUUGUAAAAGACCAAGGCUUCGCUUUAAUAAGCGACGUGGACGACACUAUUAAGCACACAGGAGUAACAGGGGAUAAGAGGUCGAUGUUCAGUAAUGUUUUCGUGCAUGAAUUUAAAACAUGGGCGAUCCCUGGGAUGUCCCUGUGGUACAAUACACUCAAAGAUUCCGAAGGUGUUGACUUCUUUUAUGUUUCUAAUUCUCCAUUUCAAAUCUAUCCUGUUCUUGAAGACUACGUGUCCAAGCACUUUCCAAUGGGCCCACUCUUUCUGAAGCAGUACUCUGGAAAUCUAGUCUCGAGCCUCAUGUCUUCCAGUGCCAAAAGAAAAUUAGGAACCAUCCUUGGAAUUCUGGCUGAUUUUCCUCACAAGCGUUUUAUCCUUGUUGGUGAUUCUGGGGAGGGAGACUUAGAAGCCUACACUGAGGCAGUUAAGCUGUUUCCAAAUCAAAUUCUUGGAGUAUACAUUCGUUGCUGCAAGGACUCGAUGAGUGAUGUCGCAGCCUAUGGCCACAAAGUGAUAGAUGAACUCAAUGCCUUGAUAGAGAAAAAGUAUUACAGCAAAACCAAUAUUCCCUCGACCAGUGGAGAAGUUUCCAGCACUCGAAAGGAUUUGACAAAAAGCCCAAGUAUUCCUGACCUCAUUCAGCUUGAUGAUGUUAAAACACCACCUUUGAAACCCACAAAAAAGCCUAUGCUGACUUCAGCGCAGAGGCAGGAAAUUGAAAGUUCCAAGAAAGCUCAACCACCGCUUCCACCGAGAAAACACCGUACCUUUCCAAGUAGCAUAAAAGAACCUAGUACUGUAAAUCGGAGCGCCACCGAUGACGCUAUAUAUUACACACCAUCAUCGCAGAACGACUACGGUUCUUAUCCCACGUUUUUUGAUUCUAAAGCAGAUUCAUGGCGCCAGAGAGUAGUACAAACAAUAAAGGAACUGAAAAACUGUAAUGCACAGACACGUCUCCAGUUCUUUACAGAACCAGAGUUAUGUUUAGAAGACAGCAUCGAAACCAUCAGGAAAGAGAAAGCGCGAAACAUAGCCUAG
This is a messenger RNA of Lachancea thermotolerans CBS 6340, 1746 nucleotides long. It is a transcript of the gene APP1, whose product is annotated as phosphatidate phosphatase APP1. Lineage: Eukaryota; Fungi; Ascomycota; Saccharomycetes; Saccharomycetales; Saccharomycetaceae. The record is from RefSeq and is a predicted model, not a curated record. Bases 1 to 1746 code for a protein of 581 amino acids. Gene Ontology annotation, cellular component: actin cortical patch. Gene Ontology annotation, molecular function: phosphatidate phosphatase activity. The transcript has a single exon.